AGCUCACUAAACCACAGAGGCGGGCUUCAGUCUCCCUCCACCAAUGACAAGCGGCCCGGGUCAAAGUUGAAGGGUUAAAUCCAAUAUGGCGGCCAGCAAACGAGUGCUUUAUGUCGGUGGCUUGGCAGAGGAAGUGGACGAGAAGGUGUUACAUGCUGCUUUUAUUCCGUUUGGAGACGUUACAGACAUCCAGAUACCUCUGGACUAUGAGACGGAAAAGCACAGAGGAUUUGCAUUCAUUGAAUUUGAGCUGGCAGAGGAUGCUGCAGCAGCUAUUGAUAACAUGAACGAGUCUGAACUUUUUGGUCGGACGAUCCGUGUCAACAUCGCCAAGCCCAUGAGAAUCAAAGAAGGUUCUUCUCGACCAGUGUGGUCUGAUGAUGACUGGUUGAAGAAGUUUUCAGGGAAGACCAUGGAGGAGGCUGAGGCCGAGGCGGCGGCGGCUGGAGAGGCGGGCAGCACUGCAGCAGAUGAGUCUGAGCCCCCCGCUAAAAAGGGCAGAGUAAAUCCUCAGGUCUACAUGGACAUAAAGAUCGGCAACAAGCCAGCGGGGAGGCUGCGCUUCCUCCUCCGGGCUGACGUUGUCCCCAUGACAGUAGAGAACUUCCGCUGCUUGUGCACACAUGAAAAGGGCUUUGGCUACAAGGGCAGCAGCUUCCACCGCAUCAUCCCCCAGUUUAUGUGCCAGGGAGGCGACUUCACCAACCACAACGGCACCGGCGGGAAGUCCAUCUAUGGCCGGAAGUUUGACGAUGAAAACUUCGUCCUCAAACACACGGCUCCAGGGCAGCUCUCCAUGGCCAACUCUGGGGCAAACACUAACGGCUCGCAGUUCUUUAUCACCACCGAUAAAACAGACUGGCUGGACAACAAACACGUGGUGUUUGGAGAGCUGGUGGAGGGGAUGGAUGUGCUCCGAGCAAUGGAGGCUCAGGGGACUAAAGACGGGAAGCCGAAGCAAAAAGUGAUCAUUUCAGACUGUGGAGAAUAUGUGUGAUCGGAAAAGACAAUGUGUGCUUGUUUUGAGUGUGUGUAUGUCUAAGACCAAGAGCGUGUCCGUUUUGUUUCGUACUUUGAGCUCACACCUUCUGCAAUGUAAAUAUUUCAAUAAACAUUUUUAUAAGGAA
Mugil cephalus (flathead mullet) is the source of this 1127-nucleotide messenger RNA. It is a transcript of the gene ppie, whose product is annotated as peptidylprolyl isomerase E (cyclophilin E). Gene Ontology annotation, biological process: protein peptidyl-prolyl isomerization; protein folding. The record is from RefSeq and is a predicted model, not a curated record. Gene Ontology annotation, molecular function: RNA binding; peptidyl-prolyl cis-trans isomerase activity. The coding region runs from base 86 to 997 and encodes 303 amino acids. Lineage: Eukaryota; Metazoa; Chordata; Actinopteri; Mugiliformes; Mugilidae. Gene Ontology annotation, cellular component: intracellular membrane-bounded organelle. The transcript is spliced from 10 exons.